GACGAGCCGAGCUGAGCCGAGCGGAGCCGAGCGGGGCUGAGUCGAGCUGAGCCAAACCGAGCCGAGCCGAGCGGAGCCAAACCGAGCCGAGCCUAGCCGAGCCGAGCCGAGCGGAGCGGGGCGGGGGGCCCGGCGGGCGGGACCGCGGCUCUCGGCGCUCUCGCUGCCCGCAGCCCUCUCCGCUACAGCCGCCGGGGACAGCGACCUUGCGCGGUGCCGCCCGGCCCGGCCCGGCUCGCAUGCCGCCAUGGGGAGCCGCUUCUCCAGCAUCCCCGCGCUGCCCCGCGGCGGCCAGGGCCGCCUGCACCGCGCCCGGCACCACCGCCUCAAAGAUUCCAUUGGUGGGUCGUUCUCAACCUCCUCCCACCGAUGCCACCACAAGCAGAAGCACUGUCUCCCCAUCCCACAAUGUGGAACUCUGUCCAUCAGCCCUCUGCUUUUCCAUCCUCACACAAAGGGAUCCCAGAUCAUCAUGGACACAACACAGAAGGUGGUGAAGCGCCAGGCCAGCUUCUGCAAUGCCAUUACCUUCAGCAACAGGCCCAUUGUUAUUUAUGAACAAAUCAGGCUUAAGAUCACUAAAAAGCAGUGCUGCUGGAGCGGGGCUCUUCGGCUCGGCUUCACCUCCAAGGACCCAUCCAGGAUUAACCCUGACACUCUGCCAAAGUACGCCUGCCCUGACUUGGUUUCCCAAAGCGGGUUUUGGGCCAAGGCUCUGCCAGAAGAGUUUGCCAACGAGGGAAACAUCAUUGCCUUCUGGGUGGACAAGAAGGGGCGGGUGUUCUACCGGGUGAACGACUCGGCUGCGAUGCUGUUCUUCAGCGGCGUGCGGACGGCGGAGCCGCUCUGGGCGCUGAUCGAUGUCUACGGGCUCACCCGCGGGGUGCAGCUCUUGGACAGCGAGCUCAUCCCUCCGGACUGCCUGCGGCCGCGCUCCUUCACGGCCAUCCGCCGGCCCUCGCUGCGCCGGGACACGGAGGACACGCGCCUCUCGGUCAGCCUGUGCGACCUCAACCUGCAGGAGGACACCUUCCAUGUCACGGCCACCACCUGCCCCAUCCCGCAGAACUCCCUCAACUCCCAGCACUCCCACCUCCUGCCGUCCCAGCUGGAGAGCGACCUCCGCUUCCACCACCUCCGGGGACCCCACGUCAAGAUCCUCGACGACCAGACCGUGGCGCGCCUGGAGCACGCCCGGGAGGAGAGGACUUUGGUGUUCACCAGCAGGCCCCUUCGCAUCAACGAGACCAUUUUUGUCAAAAUCAACAAGUCGAGCGCCGUGCGCACGGGGACGCUGUCCUACGGGGUGACGUCCUGCGACCCCGGCACCCUGCGCCCCGGUGACCUCCCCUACAACCCCGAAUCCCUGCUCGACAGAAAGGAGUUCUGGGCCAUCUGCCGAGUGGUGGUGCCCCUCCAGAGCGGAGACAUCCUGGGAUUUAUGGUGAAUUCUGAUGGUGAGCUGCACCUGAGCCACAACGGUGCUGGCAUUGGCAUGCAGGUCUGCACGGACUGUUCCCAGCCCCUCUGGAUGUUCUUCGUUUUACACGGUGCCAUCAUGCAAAUUCGAUUGCUGGGUUCCACCAUAUUAGCAGAGCGGCUGGGACUGUCGACCCCGAGCUCGCCCACGUCAACACCCAAUUCCCCCACUGUCCUCUGCACUGGUGUCUCUGGGCCCUUGCUGUCUACGUGUGGCUCUGGCCCCCUCUGCAGCUCUAUCAGUGGCACAGCUCCCAACUCUCCAAGCAGCCUGCCUGAGUCACCCCUCACCCCAUCUGUCUCAGGGCCCUGGGGAGAUGAAUGCACCAUCUGCUAUGAGAACAUGGUAGACACAGUCAUUUACUCCUGUGGACACAUGUGUCUCUGCUAUUCAUGUGGGCUGAAGCUCAAGAAGAUGUCCAAUGCCUGCUGCCCCAUUUGCAGACGGGCCAUCAAAGAUAUCAUCAAAACAUACCGCAGCACUUAGAGCAGCAGCUGAUGCCAUGGUGGGGACUGGGCACGUGGGGAGGAGGCUGUGAAACAACACAGGCUUUUAUUCAUCACCCAGGAGAUUCAGAGCCCAUCACCCACCAUCACCCUGACCUCCUCUUCCAUGGACAACAGAUGAGACAAGCUUAGAUGCUGCUCUUCUACCCCCCAAGCACGCCCUGGGGCUGAACUCCAGUGUCAGGGAAGUUGUGAUGGACUACUCUCCCUUGUGGAUCUUGAACUUGAUCUCAAAAAAUGCCAGCUGGUGCAAUCAUCCCUUUCUACACCAUACACAGCAGAGGGGAGUCUCUACUCUUUGGCAUAGACAGCAAGUGGUAAAAGGUUCAGUGGUACACAUCUCCUUCCAGAGGCACCCCACAUGCAGAGACAGCUUAGCAGAAGAGAAGAAAUGAGCAAUGUGUUUCUGUGUACAACCAGCCUGACCAGAGGAGGCUCCUUGGAAAGGACAGAGCAAGGCAAGCAUUGACCCAGCAAGGGAGGUGCAGUGAGCACUCUCACAGCAGAGAGGUUGGGGCCAGUGCAGAAAAGAACCCAAGAUUUGCAAAGCAAAACCCACCCCAUAUCUGCAGAGAGAAGAGCAGACCUAUGACAGCCCCUUGAGGGCUGUCCCCAACUCCCCCAUUGCCAUUCUCUGACAGAGGCUUUCGUGGUGGUUUUGGCAAUGAACACUGGCAACAGCUCUGCUCCCUCCCAGCAGCAUCAGCCACCUCCUGUCACCACCCUGUUGCAUGACGAGCAGCUCCCAAACCCCCACCACCCUGCGUGGUCUGCACACAGCACAAGGGAUUCAGCAGCAUCUCUUCUCCCACGGGCCUGUGGCAGAGGGAGACACAACUCCCUCACCUUUCUCCCCCUACCAUCCAGACAGCACUUGUGAGGAAAAACCCCAGCCUCACCGGGGAAGAAUGUAUAAACCCACAUCUGUGGGUUACCUUUACUGGUAACUUUAUCACUGUGCUUUAAGAAAAACCAGCCAGGUGGUUCUCAGCUCUUCACAGCCACACCGCCAGGACAUGGCUGUCCUUAUGUGUUAGGAAGUAAGGAAUGAGAAAAAAAAAUAAUUUGAUGGGUUUGGUUUGCUUUGGUUUAUCUAAAUCUCCUUCUCUCCUGCCUGAGCCAGGAACCUGGCUGUGCCCAGCAGGGACAAUGCUGGCUCCCAUGGCUCCCAUGCAAACAAGUGCUGCUCUGCCCCGGCCACAGGUGUGACCCAGGGCUGCUGGCCCUUGGGCCUGGGCUGGGUGGUCUGGCAGUGGUAGGAGCUCUCUGCCUCCCUUCCAACCCAUCCUGCUGCCUUCCUGGGCUGCAGGGGAGGGAGGGACUCUGUCUGGGUCCUGGGGCAGGGUAGGGCUAGGGUGCCAUGGCAGUGGAGUUAGCCCCACCACACCAUGGAUCUGGCCAGACCAGGGAAGGCUGUGGAGCCACAGCCUUGGUGCUGAGCUUUUUCUUGCACCUGAGCAUUUGGCCAGUGAUGGGAUAGGGGGCAACAGUGUGGUGUAGGGAUAACAGCAUUUUAUGCACAGGUGGGUUUUGCCACCCACACUGGCAGAGGCUGCUCCUAAAAACACCUGGGAAACACAUCCUUGCUCUGUCUCUCAAGGAGAUACAAAGAGACUACUCACCUGGGAACCAUUGUAGAGCCUUUCUCUGCAGGUGCCACCAUCACUGCAGCCUACCUGGGGUCUGCAGCUGCCCCCAGCCUGCCCUGCAGGCAGCACUAACUUGAACACUGAUUCUCUUGGUGACAGGGAUUGGUGUUGUUUCCUGGCCCAAACCCAGCCCUGCCCCCAGGCCAGCUGCCAGAAGCUCCAGAGCUCGUGGCUCCCAUUCCCAGGUGCCUCACUGAGGGGCAGGAUGAGGCCAGUUGGCACAACCUGGGGAAGUCAGAGCAGCCCUGCAAGGAGCACAGCUGGUCCUCAGGCACACAGCCAGCUCCAGCUGUGACCAGCACACACAGGGAGCUUUUGUCAGAAGUCACACAAAUCCAGUUAAAAGAUUUCAAAAAGGAGGAGUGCAAGGGGUAAGAAGAUGUUGAUGAAAUAGUGGAUGUGGGGAAACGUGCAAUAAGCAGCCUCCCGAGCCUUCACCACACCAGUGGGACCAGUCCCCCUCCAUGCAGGGAAAGCCAAGGGGUAAAUUUUAUUUUUUGAGAAAUUCCAUCCAUGGGUACCAGUGCAGUGGUGUAAAUUCCCUUUUCACCUUUUGAAUUGAGAGUGUUUUAAUAUAUUAACUGUGUUUGUUUUACUGUGGACCAAACUCUAGGAGUUAGCAGAAGCUGAAAGCUCCCCCAGCAUCUGAGUUCAAAAAUUGGGGUUCAGUCCUACCCCUGCAUAGGCUGGCCUCCAGCUGUAAGCAGGGAGGAGAAAAAGGCUCUCUCCAGGGAGGAAAAAAAAAAACCAGCAAAACCAACAAAAAUAACAAAAAUCCUAAUCUUUUGUUUUGUUUGACUGGUGUAGGUUCCCAUGUACCUCUGUGUUGUGUCAUCUGCAUUUCAUUGCUUUACUUUAAGAUGUUUUGUGUUCUGUUUAAAGACAAGAAUAAUUCAUUGUGAAAAAUUGGAUAACUGUGAUCGUGAAUAAAGUUGAUUUAGAUAUCCUGCA
Messenger RNA from Oenanthe melanoleuca, 4586 nucleotides. It is a transcript of the gene NEURL1, whose product is annotated as neuralized E3 ubiquitin protein ligase 1. Gene Ontology annotation, biological process: negative regulation of Notch signaling pathway; nervous system development. The record is from RefSeq and is a predicted model, not a curated record. NCBI's taxonomy places the organism in Eukaryota, Metazoa, Chordata, Aves, Passeriformes, Muscicapidae. Gene Ontology annotation, cellular component: plasma membrane; postsynaptic density. The transcript has 6 exons. The coding region runs from base 248 to 1966 and encodes 572 amino acids. Gene Ontology annotation, molecular function: ubiquitin protein ligase activity.